CAUAAGAAUGCUCUUCAGACAGACAGCCUUGAAUAACAGUGGACAGGACAUCAACUUCGUAAAUAAUUUAUUCUAGACAAAGAGGGACAAUACAUAAACGCUUCUUUGUGUCAACAUCAGGCUGACUGACAGAGGAUGGCCACCAUGUGGAGGAGCCUGUCCAAAUAUAUCUGUAUCUUCAUCCUGCUGGCCCUGKCAGGCCUCUUCUUCCUGUUCAGCAACAUAAACAUUCUGGAGCAGAAGCUCAACUGCCAAGCAGUGUCAAUGUUCUACCAGCACCAAAGCAACAUCCUCCUCCCAGAGGGCCCUUCUCCUCUGGACCGCAACCGGAGCCACUGUAGCCAGGAGCCCUCACCGGAGGAGGCUCUGGAGGAGCGUGACCUCCUGGAGUCCAUCGCCUGGCCACAGCCUCAGACCCAUUCUGUGAAUGUGUCCCUGAACCAGACCAGUGACCCUGCACACAGCCUUUUUGUGAUCCUGCCAGCAGGGGGCAGGAGAGAAUGGCACGUGGGGGACCAGUUGGAGGUUCUGGUCCAUAUACAUGACUUCCAGGGGCGUCCCAAGAGCUAUGGUGGAGACUUCUUGCUGGCCCGGCUGCAUUCCUCCACAUUGGGGGCAGGCGUUGCAGGACAGGUGCUGGACCACAGGAAUGGGACCUACUCUGCCAUUUUCCCAUUACUAUGGCAGGGGUCUGCACAGGUGGAGGUGACACUGGUCCAUCCUAGUGAGGCAGUUCAUGUUCUACGACGGAUACGAGAGGAACGGCCCGACCGGAUUCCAUUUCAGAGUCUGUUCCGCUCUGGAAAACUGUCCCAGACAACUGUAUGUAACCUGUGUCUGCCGACAAACCAGAGGCCGCUGUGCAAUUACACAGACCCCCACACAGGGGAGCCCUGGUACUGCUACAAGCCCAAGCUGCUGAGCUGUGACACACGGAUCAACCAUGCCAGGGGACCCUAUGUGAACCAUCUGCUCGUGAACAAGGAGGCAUUGCUCUUUCAGAAUGGUGUGAACAUCAAAGUUUCCAUUCAUCCUUCAGGGUCUGACAGUGUCAUUGUGCUGCCUGAGAAAAAAGCAGACGUGGAGAGAAGCAGCAUGAAGACAGAGUCUACCRGGAUCACUCCUUCCGGGUAUUACUUCCAAGGGUCAUGGCGAGCGCUGGGUGGUGGUGUGAUGCGCCAGUUUAACGUCUCAUCUGCCACUCAGUGUCUGAAGGGCAAGGUGGUGUACAUGUACGGAGACUCUACUGUCAGACAGUGGUUUGAGUACCUCAACACCUUAGUACCAGACCUGAAGGAGUUCAACCUCUACAGUCCUAAGAAUGUGGGGCCCUUCAUGGCAGUGGACAGCACCCACAACAUCCUGCUGAAAUACCGUUGUCACGGUCCUCCAAUCCGCUUCAACACUGUCAUCGCCAGUGAGAUGCGCUAUGUAGCUAAUGAGCUGGAUGGCCUAACUGGUGGGUCAAAUACUGUGGUGUUCAUCAGCAUAUGGUCCCAUUUCAGCACCUUCCCUGUGCAGGUCUACAUUCGCCGACUACGCCACAUUCGGCGGGCGGUGGUGCGGCUUCUGGACCGGGCUUCGGGGACCCUGGUGGUGUUGCGCUCGGCCAACCUCCAGGCCCUGGACCCGAAAGUGAGCCUGUACAAUAGUGACUGGUUCUCAGUGCAGCUGGACGGGGUGCUCAGGGCUAUGUUCAAGGGUCUGGAUGUUUUGCUGAUAGAUGCCUGGGAGAUGACCCUUGCCCACCACCUCCCCCAUGCCCUCCACCCACCUCCUAUCAUCAUCAAGAACAUGAUAGACAAUAUCCUCUCUCAUGUCUGCCCAGAGUAGAGCUAGCAGAUUAAGAAUGAUUUAUGUCAGAAUUCUAUCAUUCAACACCUACAGUGUGCAAUAUUCAAAAUAAUCCUAGAAAUACCAAAUUCUGCAUACCAUACAUGUACAUUAUGUGUUUUUACUGUUGUCACAUCACAAUGAAUGAUGAUUGUUACUCUCAAAAUGUGGGAAUGUAAAAAAAUGCCUGCACAUUU
Messenger RNA from Salvelinus sp. IW2-2015, 2030 nucleotides. Its product is annotated as NXPE family member 3. Bases 136 to 1833 code for a protein of 565 amino acids. The transcript has 6 exons. Lineage: Eukaryota; Metazoa; Chordata; Actinopteri; Salmoniformes; Salmonidae. The record is from RefSeq and is a predicted model, not a curated record.